Molecule: messenger RNA, 1007 nt
Organism: Salvia hispanica
Lineage: Eukaryota; Viridiplantae; Streptophyta; Magnoliopsida; Lamiales; Lamiaceae
Product: chloroplastic group IIB intron splicing facilitator CRS2-B, chloroplastic-like
Molecular function (GO): peptidyl-tRNA hydrolase activity
Source: RefSeq, a predicted model, not a curated record
UAGAAACCAAAAUCUUGCAUCUCCUUUUUUCCUUCUUCUCCAAUACACAGAGAGUAGAAAAUCAGUGAAUUCGACCAUCUUCUGCGGAUAAAGAGGGAUAAAUUUUGUUCCGAAUUGACGGGCGCGGCGCCCUAGCAAGGUGAUGUUGUUCGCAGUUUCUUUUCCUAAUACUUGCACAAGCAGCAGCAGCAGCUCUUAUCCCAGAAUCAAAGUUCCAAUUUUUCAUCAAAAGCAUUCAGCUCCAACAAGGCUUCAAGUCUCUGCCUCCACAGCCCAGCCCAAUGGGGUCAAGACUGAGUACACUCCUUGGCUUAUUGUGGGAUUAGGGAACCCCGGAAACAAAUACCACGGAACCCGCCACAAUGUUGGUUUUGAAAUGGUUGAUCGUAUCUCUGAAGCGGAAGGCAUUGUGAUGAACACUAUACAGUCGAAAGCAUUGAUUGGCAUAGGUUCCAUUGGACAAGUACCGGUUUUAUUGGCUAAACCCCAGACAUACAUGAACUUCAGCGGAGAAGCGGUUGGGUCACUGGCUGCAUAUUAUCAAGUGCCCUUGCGCCACAUUCUACUGGUCUACGAUGAGAUGAGCUUGCCAAAUGGAGUUUUGAGGCUUCAACCUAAAGGAGGACAUGGUCACCACAAUGGGGUGAAGAGCGUUAUGGAACACUUAGAUGGGCGUCGGGAAUUUCCCCGGUUUUGCAUAGGUAUUGGAAAUCCGCCUGGUACAAUGGAUAUGAAGGCUUUUCUUCUUCAAAAAUUCAGCACCACGGAAAGAAAACAGGUGGAUGCUGCGUUGGAACAAGGUAUCGAGGCGGCAAGGAGGCUUGUACUAGAAGGAUUCAGUGGUCAAGUAAAAAGAUUCAAUCUUGGGCAGAAAUACAAGUAUCAUCAAGUUUGAUUGGAUUAAGAGAUGUAAUGUAGGCGGAGAUGAUAUAAAUGAUGGUAUGAAUGCUCAAAUGCCAGUCUUUAUAUCUUUCUAUCUGGGCUUGUUGGAGAUGGCCAUUUUCUCA